UCUGGCUCUUGCUUUGGAACAUGAACUCUUGUUCUUUAUAUCACUGUGCCCUGUACACCCUGACUCUGGCAGUGCUUGUUGCUGGGAAUGUCCACCCAGAAUGUGAUUUUAUGGUGGAGCUGAAGAAAAAGGAGGCUGAAUGUCUGGAGGCCCCACAAGAGCAUGGAAAUGCAACAUCACCAGGUUGCAAGAGAACUUGGGACAAAUUGUUGUGCUGGCCAGAGGCAGAUGCUGGAGAGAUUCUUGCCUUACCAUGUCCAAACAUCCUCUUUCACUUCAUGAAGGAGCCAGCUGGGAUGAUAAAAAGAAACUGUACAAAAAAGGGCUGGUCUGACCCAUUCCCUCCCUACCAUGUGGCCUGUCCAGUAGAGGAUGAGAUUCCUCUUGAAGAACAAUCCUACUUUGCUACUAUAAAGAUAAUUUACACUGUGGGAUACAGCGUGUCCAUCACCUCCCUCAUCAUUGCUGUGACAGUUCUGAUUGCAUUCAGAAGGCUUCGCUGUCCCAGGAAUUAUAUCCAUGUACAGCUCUUUUUUACAUUCAUCUUAAAGGCUGUUGCCAUUUUCAUUAAGGAUGCUGUCCUUUUCCAGGAGGAAGGCAUUGAUCACUGCAGCUUCUCUACAACUGAAUGCAAGAUCUCUGUGGUUUUCUGCCACUACUUCAUGAUGACCAAUUUCAUGUGGCUGCUGGUGGAGGCUCUCUACCUGAACUGCCUGCUGCUCUCCUCCCUUUCUCAUGGAAGAAGAUAUUUUUGGUGGCUGGUUCUCUUUGGCUGGGGUUUUCCAACACUUUUCACCCUUAUAUGGAUAUUGACAAAAUUCUACUUUGAAGACACAGCAUGCUGGGAUAUUAAUCAAGGCUCUCCUUAUUGGUGGCUAAUCAAAGGACCAAUUAUCAUUUCUGUGGGGGUCAAUUUUGUCCUAUUUAUCAACAUCAUCAGAAUUUUGCUGAAAAAACUAGACCCUAGACAAAUCAACUUCAAUAAUUCUUCUCAGUACAGACGUCUGUCAAGGUCAACUCUGCUUCUAAUUCCUUUAUUUGGAACCCAUUACAUUGUCUUCAACUUCCUCCCAGAAUACACCAGCCUGGGGGUUCGGCUUUAUUUGGAGCUCUGCAUUGGAUCUUUUCAGGGGUUUAUUGUGGCAGUUCUCUACUGUUUCCUGAACCAAGAGGUGCAAACGGAAAUUGGCCGCAGGUGGCACGGGAAGAGAUACGGGCUGGUGCCAGUGUGGAGGAGGACCAGGUGGACAGUGCCCUCCAGCUCUGGGGUGAAAAUGACCACAUCUGUCUGCUGAAAAUGGCCACAUCUGUCUGCUGAAAAUGGCCACAUCUGUCUGCUGAAAAUGGCCUCAGGCUCUGGAGGGGAUAAAACCAACCAAACAAACAAAAUUUUACCAAACGUAACUAUUGCAGUCUGUCCUGAGCAAAUUGGAGGAGCAUCUUCCAAUUCUGAUCAUGGGGCUUUUCUGCAGGACAGAUUAAACCCUGACUGAUCUUCUAAAACAAAAUAAUCCUCUCACUGAUAACUCUGCACCACAGCAAACAUAAAAAUCACGUGUUCUAGUUUACUUCUACACUUUCACUGAUAGAGCACUGUGGUAUUUUCGGCGUCCCCCAUCAAGGGGAGGAAUGAUGCAUCUGAUUCCAUGCUCUUAGAAGGCUAAUUUAUUAUUUUAUGAUACUAUAUUAUAUUAAAGAAUGCUGUACUAAACUAUAUUAAGAAUAGAGAAAGAAUAC
Messenger RNA from Zonotrichia albicollis (white-throated sparrow), 1737 nucleotides. RefSeq names its product growth hormone releasing hormone receptor (gene GHRHR). The record is from RefSeq and is a predicted model, not a curated record. Gene Ontology annotation, cellular component: plasma membrane. Gene Ontology annotation, molecular function: peptide hormone binding; growth factor binding; growth hormone-releasing hormone receptor activity. Gene Ontology annotation, biological process: cell surface receptor signaling pathway; positive regulation of cell population proliferation; adenylate cyclase-activating G protein-coupled receptor signaling pathway. Lineage: Eukaryota; Metazoa; Chordata; Aves; Passeriformes; Passerellidae.